AGGACCGAAAUAUACAAAAUCAUAACCAUGUUGCGUUCGGUCAUGAUCCAUCGCCAACCGGCCAAGUAGGUGGCGGUAAAGAACUGAACGGGUAUUUGAAAAAUAGGAGAAGAAGAAACUGGGGUACAUUGCGUCAUCACUGUACGCCUGUGUUGUUAUUCUGAAUUGUCCUCACAUGACAACAGCCCCUGCCCAGAAAAGUUACUUUCUGCUUUUACUAUCCAGCGUUCAGACUUUUUCUUACGAGUGCCUUGAAAAAAUGACAUUGUGUUGCAUAGCAUACAACUGUCGUAGUAAGAGGGAAAAGGGCGUAGGAUUCCACAGAUUUCCGCACAACAACCCUAAACUUCUCAAAUUAUGGAUUGCCAAACUGAAAUGGAAGGACUGGACUCCAAGUCUCAAUACUCUGAUCUGUUCCAAACACUUUGAGGAAAAAUAUCUGAAUCGGACUGGGUGGAGACCACGCUUAAGACCAGGGGCGGUGCCCACCAUCUUCGACUUUCCUGAGUCCACCGGGCCAAGAAAGGCAAAUAUCAACCCACGCAGUAAACGAGCUACAGCUGAUCCCAGGCUCCUACAGGCUCUGCAAGAUGUACCAAAGUGGCGAAGGAAGAGGCAUGUGCAACAGAAGCCCAGAGAGUUCAACCAAGUUGCUGUCCUUACACAGCCACAACUGCAGCCACAGUCAGAGCUCCAGAAACCACAGGAAUCUCAGGCACAGAAGGAACCUCACACUGAGGCAGGGUCUCAGGCUCAGCCACAGCAGGAACCUCAGGCUCAGCCAAAGCCCCGUAAACUGCCUCCACCUAGAAAAUCCAAAAUUAAAAGAAGAUUUGUUAAACCAGUGAAACCAGAGGCCAGUGAGGAGACGCAGCGCAAAGCACCUGUAGCCAAGGCUUCUAUACUAUUCCCCUGGGCAAUUCAAGGCGACGCAAACAUGUUCAGAAGACGGACAUUGUCCAGUUUCUUCCACAGCCACUACUGUCUUCCACAGUCAUUUCACUGGCCAGGUGAUGCUGAAGCUAAUUUUGAGCCAUUGCUGCCCGAGAAGAGUGAGGCGUCAACCACCCCGCAUGUUAUAAAGGUCACCGAAAGAUGGCAGUGGCUUGGCUUGGAUUUCAGAGGCCCAUUACCAGAGACCAUGAACGGAGACCGGUUUCUCAUGACCGUAACCGACUACCACUCGAAGUGGGUUGAAGCUUUUCCUGUGACAUCCAUGGUCAGUCCAGAGGCGGCUGGAAUCCUGUGUGAUCUCUGUGGUCAGUUUGGCUACCCACUCGGUGUUCUCUCACGCCUGCACAGAACCAACAUAAGCAAAUUAAAUAGUAUGAUCCGCAAUCGGUUACAAAGGCAGGGGCUGGAGUACGACAGCUCUUUCAUUAUACACCACCGUCAGACUGCUUACCUGGAUCCUGUUUCAGAGUCUCUCAUCAACAGCAUGGUGUCUGAACUAGUGAAGGAGCACCCUGAGAACUGGAACAUGUACCUGCCAGGUGUUGUUAUUCGCCUGUGUUGCAGAGAACAUCCCACCAUUGGAAAGAGCCCUUUUGCCUGCAUGUACAUCAAAGAGCCCCGACCUGUCACCACUCCUAGAGACCUGCCAUUCUCUCCAGCCAUCGUUGAAGAUAGCUCCUUUGUCAUUGACUUGUCAGAGAAACCAGACAGCAGCCGUGAACAGACUGCAGGAUCUCACUUGACGGACGCAGUGGUAUCUGAAGAGGUGUGUGGAGAUGGAGAUGGAACCUCAAAUGGACAAGAGCCCGCAGAUAAAGAGGAGCAGUCAAACUGAGAGCCAAUGCUGUGCAGGACAAUCUUGACAUUCACUGGACACCGAUGUCUGUAUGUUAGCAGCUUGCUGGUUACAGAUGACUUCCCAGGGACUCUUAGUCACAGGUGUGUGGAAGAAUACCUGCUGUACAGUUUAGACUGUUUAGUAUAUUAACUGAGAGAGAUCCCUGAGAUGAUAGUUAAAGGGUUGACAUUGGUGGGUAAGAUUGAGGGUUCCCCUCUCAUUUGGUGUUGCUGCAUUUCUUUGUUAAAGCUAGUUAUUGCAAAGGCUUUUUUUAGAGUUAUCGAGUAACAGUCGGAAACUUCCCACCUUCCUGCAUAUUAUGAUGAGUUACUCAAUGCAAAUUGAAGUAUUUUCCAGGGUUUUACUUUCAUCUGUGAUGCAAGUUAAUGUGCUGUAUGCAAAAUAUGAGCAAAAUGUCAUGUGCUGUUGUAAUAUACUGUAUAUUUUGUAAAGUAAAGUAUCUAACAGAAA
This is a messenger RNA of Clupea harengus (Atlantic herring), 2263 nucleotides long. RefSeq lists its product as uncharacterized. Gene Ontology annotation, biological process: DNA integration; regulation of transcription by RNA polymerase II. Gene Ontology annotation, cellular component: nucleus. The record is from RefSeq and is a predicted model, not a curated record. Gene Ontology annotation, molecular function: DNA-binding transcription factor activity; RNA polymerase II cis-regulatory region sequence-specific DNA binding. NCBI's taxonomy places the organism in Eukaryota, Metazoa, Chordata, Actinopteri, Clupeiformes, Clupeidae.